CUUCUCUCUCACCCCUCCCACCCGUUCCAAUCCAACUUCUCUCUCACCCCUCCCACCCGUUCCAAUCCAACUUCUCUCUCACCCCUCCCACCCGUUCCAAUCCAACUUCUCUCUCACCCCUCCCACCCGUUCCAAUCCAACUUCUCUCUCACCCCUCCCACCCGUUCCAAUCCAACUUCUCUCUCACCCCUCCCACCCGUUCCAAUCCAACUUCUCUCUCACCCCUCCCACCCGUUCCAAUCCAACUUCUCUCUCACCCCUCCCACCCGUUCCAAUCCAACUUCUCUCUCACCCCUCCCACCCGUUCCAAUCCAACUUCUCUCUCACCCCUCCCACCCGUUCCAAUCCAACUUCUCUCUCACCCCUCCCACCCGUUCCAAUCCAACUUCUCUCUCACCCCUCCCACCCGUUCCAAUCCAACUUCUCUCUCACCCCCUCCCACCCGUUCCAAUCCAACUUCUCUCUCACCCCUCCCACCCGUUCCAAUCCAACUUCUCUCUCACCCCUCCCACCCGUUCCAAUCCAACUUCUCUCUCACCCCUCCCACCCGUUCCAAUCCAACUUCUCUCUCACCCCUCCCACCCGUUCCAAUCCAACUUCUCUCUCACCCCUCCCACCCGUUCCAAUCCAACUUCUCUCUCACCCCUCCCACCCGUUCCAAUCCAACUUCUCUCUCACCCCUCCCACCCGUUUCCAAUCCAACUUCUCUCUCACCCCUCCCACCCGUUCCAAUCCAACUUCUCUCUCACCCCUCCCACCCGUUCCAAUCCAACUUCUCUCUCACCCCUCCCACCCGUUCCAAUCCAACUUCUCUCUCACCCCUCCCACCCGUUCCAAUCCAACUUCUCUCUCACCCCUCCCACCCGUUCCAAUCCAACUUCUCUCUCACCCCUCCCACCCGUUCCAAUCCAACUUCUCUCUCACCCCUCCCACCCGUUCCAAUCCAACUUCUCUCUCACCCCUCCCACCCGUUCCAAUCCAACUUCUCUCUCACCCCUCCCACCCGUUCCAAUCCAACUUCUCUCUCACCCCUCCCACCCGUUCCAAUCCAACUUCUCUCUCACCCCUCCCACCCGUUCCAAUCCAACUUCUCUCUCACCCCUCCCACCCGUUCCAAUCCAACUUCUCUCUCACCCCUCCCACCCGUUCCAAUCCAACUUCUCUCUCACCCCUCCACCCGUUCCAAUCCAACUUCUCUCUCACCCCUCCCACCCGUUCCAAUCCAACUUCUCUCUCACCCCUCCCACCCGUUCCAAUCCAACUUCUCUCUCACCCCUCCCACCCGUUCCAAUCCAACUUCUCUCUCACCCCUCCCACCCGUUCCAAUCCAACUUCUCUCUCACCCCUCCCACCCGUUCCAAUCCAACUUCUCUCUCACCCCUCCCACCCGUUCCAAUCCAACUUCUCUCUCACCCCUCCCACCCGUUCCAAUCCAACUUCUCUCUCACCCCUCCCACCCGUUCCAAUCAACUUCUCUCUCACCCCUCCCACCCGUUCCAAUCCAACUUCUCUCUCACCCCUCCCACCCGUUCCAAUCCAACUUCUCUCUCACCCCUCCCACCCGUUCCAAUCCAACUUCUCUCUCACCCCUCCCACCCGUUCCAAUCCAACUUCUCUCUCACCCCUCCCACCCGUUCCAAUCCAACUUCUCUCUCACCCCUCCCACCCGUUCCAAUCCAACUUCUCUCUCACCCCUCCCACCCGUUCCAAUCCAACUUCUCUCUCACCCCUCCCACCCGUUCCAAUCCAACUUCUCUCUCACCCCUCCCACCCGUUCCAAUCCAACUUCUCUCUCACCCCUCCCACCCGUUCCAAUCCAACUUCUCUCUCACCCCUCCCACCCGUUCCAAUCCAACUUCUCUCUCACCCCUCCCACCCGUUCCAAUCCAACUUCUCUCUCACCCCUCCCACCCGUUCCAAUCCAACUUCUCUCUCACCCCUCCCACCCGUUCCAAUCCAACUUCUCUCUCACCCCUCCCACCCGUUCCAAUCCAACUUCUCUCUCACCCCUCCCACCCGUUCCAAUCCAACUUCUCUCUCACCCCUCCCACCCGUUCCAAUCCAACUUCUCUCUCACCCCUCCCACCCGUUCCAAUCCAACUUCUCUCUCACCCCUCCCACCCGUUCCAAUCCAACUUCUCUCUCACCCCUCCCACCCGUUCCAAUCCAACUUCUCUCUCACCCCUCCCACCCGUUCCAAUCCAACUUCUCUCUCACCCCUCCCACCCGUUCCAAUCCAACUUCUCUCUCACCCCUCCCACCCGUUCCAAUCCAACUUCUCUCUCACCCCUCCCACCCGUUCCAAUCCAACUUCUCUCUCACCCCUCCCACCCGUUCCAAUCCAACUUCUCUCUCACCCCUCCCACCCGUUCCAAUCCAACUUCUCUCUCACCCCUCCCACCCGUUCCAAUCCAACUUCUCUCUCACCCCUCCCACCCGUUCCAAUCCAACUUCUCUCUCACCCCUCCCACCCGUUCCAAUCCAACUUCUCUCUCACCCCUCCCACCCGUUCCAAUCCAACUUCUCUCUCACCCCUCCCACCCGUUCCAAUCCAACUUCUCUCUCACCCCUCCCACCCGUUCCAAUCCAACUUCUCUCUCACCCCUCCCACCCGUUCCAAUCCAACUUCUCUCUCACCCCUCCCACCCGUUCCAAUCCAACUUCUCUCUCACCCCUCCCACCCGUUCCAAUCCAACUUCUCUCUCACCCCUCCCACCCGUUCCAAUCCAACUUCUCUCUCACCCCUCCCACCCGUUCCAAUCCAACUUCUCUCUCACCCCUCCCACCCGUUCCAAUCCAACUUCUCUCUCACCCCUCCCACCCGUUCCAAUCCAACUUCUCUCUCACCCCUCCCACCCGUUCCAAUCCAACUUCUCUCUCACCCCUCCCACCCGUUCCAAUCCAACUUCUCUCUCACCCCUCCCACCCGUUCCAAUCCAACUUCUCUCUCACCCCUCCCACCCGUUCCAAUCCAACUUCUCUCUCACCCCUCCCACCCGUUCCAAUCCAACUUCUCUCUCACCCCUCCCACCCGUUCCAAUCCAACUUCUCUCUCACCCCUCCCACCCGUUCCAAUCCAACUUCUCUCUCACCCCUCCCACCCGUUCCAAUCCAACUUCUCUCUCACCCCUCCCACCCGUUCCAAUCCAACUUCUCUCUCACCCCUCCCACCCGUUCCAAUCCAACUUCUCUCUCACCCCUCCCACCCGUUCCAAUCCAACUUCUCUCUCACCCCUCCCACCCGUUCCAAUCCAACUUCUCUCUCACCCCUCCCACCCGUUCCAAUCCAACUUCUCUCUCACCCCUCCCACCCGUUCCAAUCCAACUUCUCUCUCACCCCUCCCACCCGUUCCAAUCCAACUUCUCUCUCACCCCUCCCACCCGUUCCAAUCCAACUUCUCUCUCACCCCUCCCACCCGUUCCAAUCCAACUUCUCUCUCACCCCUCCCACCCGUUCCAAUCCAACUUCUCUCUCACCCCUCCCACCCGUUCCAAUCCAACUUCUCUCUCACCCCUCCCACCCGUUCCAAUCCAACUUCUCUCUCACCCCUCCCACCCGUUCCAAUCCAACUUCUCUCUCACCCCUCCCACCCGUUCCAAUCCAACUUCUCUCUCACCCCUCCCACCCGUUCCAAUCCAACUUCUCUCUCACCCCUCCCACCCGUUCCAAUCCAACUUCUCUCUCACCCCUCCCACCCGUUCCAAUCCAACUUCUCUCUCACCCCUCCCACCCGUUCCAAUCCAACUUCUCUCUCACCCCUCCCACCCGUUCCAAUCCAACUUCUCUCUCACCCCUCCCACCCGUUCCAAUCCAACUUCUCUCUCACCCCUCCCACCCGUUCCAAUCCAACUUCUCUCUCACCCCUCCCACCCGUUCCAAUCCAACUUCUCUCUCACGUCCAAACUUCUCUCUCACCCUCCCACCCGUUCCAAUCCAACUUCUCUCUCACCCCUCCCACCCGUUCCAAUCCAACUUCUCUCUCACCCCUCCCACCCGUUCCAAUCCAACUUCUCUCUCACCCCCUCCCACCCGUUCCAAUCCAACUUCUCUCUCACCCCCUCCCACCCGUUCCAAUCCAACUUCUCUCUCACCCCUCCCACCCGUUCCAAUCCAACUUCUCUCUCACCCCUCCCACCCGUUCCAAUCCAACUUCUCUCUCACCCCUCCCACCCGUUCCAAUCCAACUUCUCUCUCACCCCUCCCACCCGUUCCAAUCCAACUUCUCUCUCACCCCUCCCACCCGUUCCAAUCCAACUUCUCUCUCACCCCUCCCACCCGUUCCAAUCCAACUUCUCUCUCACCCCUCCCACCCGUUCCAAUCCAACUUCUCUCUCACCCCUCCCACCCGUUCCAAUCCAACUUCUCUCUCACCCCUCCCACCCGUUCCAAUCCAACUUCUCUCUCACCCCUCCCACCCGUUCCAAUCCAACUUCUCUCUCACCCCUCCCACCCGUUCCAAUCCAACUUCUCUCUCACCCCUCCCACCCGUUCCAAUCCAACUUCUCUCUCACCCCUCCCACCCGUUCCAAUCCAACUUCUCUCUCACCCCUCCCACCCGUUCCAAUCCAACUUCUCUCUCACCCCUCCCACCCGUUCCAAUCCAACUUCUCUCUCACCCCUCCCACCCGUUCCAAUCCAACUUCUCUCUCACCCCUCCCACCCGUUCCAAUCCAACUUCUCUCUCACCCCUCCCACCCGUUCCAAUCCAACUUCUCUCUCACCCCUCCCACCCGUUCCAAUCCAACUUCUCUCUCACCCCUCCCACCCGUUCCAAUCCAACUUCUCUCUCACCCCUCCCACCCGUUCCAAUCCAACUUCUCUCUCACCCCUCCCACCCGUUCCAAUCCAACUUCUCUCUCACCCCUCCCACCCGUUCCAAUCCAACUUCUCUCUCACCCCUCCCACCCGUUCCAAUCCAACUUCUCUCUCACCCCUCCCACCCGUUCCAAUCCAACUUCUCUCUCACCCCUCCCACCCGUUCCAAUCCAACUUCUCUCUCACCCCUCCCACCCGUUCCAAUCCAACUUCUCUCUCACCCCUCCCACCCGUUCCAAUCCAACUUCUCUCUCACCCCUCCCACCCGUUCCAAUCCAACUUCUCUCUCACCCCUCCCACCCGUUCCAAUCCAACUCUCUCACCCUCCCACCCGUUCCAAUCCAACUUCUCUCUCACCCCUCCCACCCGUUCCAAUCCAACUUCUCUCUCACCCCUCCCACCCGUUCCAAUCCAACUUCUCUCUCACCCCUCCCACCCGUUCCAAUCCAACUUCUCUCUCACCCCUCCCACCCGUUCCAAUCCAACUUCUCUCUCACCCCUCCCACCCGUUCCAAUCCAACUUCUCUCUCACCCCUCCCACCCGUUCCAAUCCAACUUCUCUCUCACCCCUCCCACCCGUUCCAAUCCAACUUCUCUCUCACCCCUCCCACCCGUUCCAAUCCAACUUCUCUCUCACCCCUCCCACCCGUUCCAAUCCAACUUCUCUCUCACCCCUCCCACCCGUUCCAAAUCCAACUUCUCUCUCACCCCUCCACCCGUUCCAAUCCAACUUCUCUCUCACCCCUCCCACCCGUUUCCAAUCCAACUUCUCUCUCACCCUCCCACCCGUUCCAAUCCAACUUCUCUCUCACCCCUCCCACCCGUUCCAAUCCAACUUCUCUCUCACCCCGUCCCCACCCGUUCCAAUCCAACUUCUCUCUCACCCCUCCCACCCGUUCCAAUCCAACUUCUCUCUCACCCCUCCCACCCGUUCCAAUCCAACUUCUCUCUCACCCCUCCCACCCGUUCCAAUCCAACUUCUCUCUCACCCCUCCCACCCGUUCCAAUCCAACCUUCUCUCUCACCCCUCCCACCCGUUCCAAUCAACUUUCUCUCUCACCCCUCCCCACCCGUUCCAAUCCAACUUCUCUCUCACCCCUCCCACCCGUUCCAAUCCAACUUCUCUCUCACCCCUCUCCGCACCCGUUCGGCAAUCCAACUUCUCUCCUCCACCCCUCCCACCCGUUCCAAUCCAACUUCUCUCUCACCCCUCCCACCCGUUCCAAUCCAACUUCUCUCUCACCCUCCACCCGUUCCAAGCCAACUUCAUCUUACUAACCCCUCCCACCCGUUCCAAUCCAACUUCUCUCUCACCCUCUCCCACCGUUCCAAUCCAACUUCUCGUCUCACCCUCCCACCCGGUCCAAUCCAACUUCUCUCUCACCCCUCCCACCCGUUCCAAUCCAACUUCUCUCUCACCCCUCCACCCGUUCCAAUCCAACUUCUCUCUCACCCCUCCCACCCGUUCCAAUCCAACUUCUCUCUCACCCCUCCCACCCGUUCCAAUCCAACUUCUCUCUCACCCCUCCCACCCGUUCCAAUCCAACUUCUCUCUCACCCCUCCCACCCGUUCCAAUCCAACUUCUCUCUCACCCCUCCCACCCGUUCCAAUCCAACUUCUCUCUCACCCCUCCCACCCGUUCCAAUCCAACUUCUCUCUCACCCCUCCCACCCGUUCCAAUCCAACUUCUCUCUCACCCCUCCCACCCGUUCCAAUCCAACUUCUCUCUCACCCCUCCCACCCGUUCCAAUCCAACUUCUCUCUCACCCCUCCCACCCGUUCCAAUCCAACUUCUCUCUCACCCCUCCCACCCGUUCCAAUCCAACUUCUCUCUCACCCCUCCCACCCGUUCCAAUCCAACUUCUCUCUCACCCCUCCCACCCGUUCCAAUCCAACUUCUCUCUCACCCCUCCCACCCGUUCCAAUCCAACUUCUCUCUCACCCCUCCCACCCGUUCCAAUCCAACUUCUCUCUCACCCCCUCCCAACCCGUUCCAAUCCAACUUCUCUCUCACCCCUCCCACCCGUUCCAAUCCAACUUCUCUCCCCCCCCCACCCGUUCCAAUCCUCUCUCUCCCCUCCACCCGUUCCAAUCCAACUUCUCUCUCACCCCUCCCACUCCGUUCCAAUCCAACUUCUCUCUCACCCCUCCCACCCGUCCAAUCCAACUUCUCUCUCAACCCUCCCACCCGUUCCAAUCCAACUUCUCUCUCACCCCCUCCCACCCCUUCUCUCUCACCCCUCCCACCCGUUCCAAUCCAACUUCUCUCUCACCCCUCCCACCCUUCCAAUCCAACUUCUCUCCUCACCCCUCCCACCCUUCCAAUCCACUUCUCUCUCACCCCUCCCACCCGUUCCAAUCCAACUUCUCUCUCACCCCUCCCACCCACCCGUUCCAAUCCAACUUCUCUCUCACCCCUCCCACCCGUUCAAUCCAACUUCUCUCUCACCCCUCCCACCCGUUCCAAUCCAACUUCUCUCUCACCCCUCCCACCCGUUUCCAAUCCAACUUCUCUCUCACACCCUCCCACCCGUUCCAAUCCAACUUCUCUCUCACCCCUCCCACCGUUCCAAUCCAACUUCUCUCUCACCCCUCCCACCCGUUCCAAUCCAACUUCUCUCUCCCCCUCCCACCCGUUCCAAUCCAACUUCUCUCUCCACCCCUCCCACCCGUUCCAAUCCAACUUCUCUCUCACCCCUCCCACCCGUUUUCCAAUCCAACUUCUCUCUCACCCCUCCCACCCGUUCCAAUCCAACUUCUCUCUCACCCCUCCCACCCGUUCCAAUCCAACUUCUCUCUCCCCCUCCCACCCGUUCCAAUCCAACUUCUCUCUCACCCCUCCCACCCGUUCCAAUCCAACUUCUCUCUCACCCCUCCCACCCGUUCCAAUCCAACUUCUCUCUCACCCCUCCCACCCGUUCCAAUCCAGCCUUCUCUCUCACCCCCUCCCACCCGUUCCAAUCCAACUUCUCUCUCACCCCUCCCACCCGUUCCAAUCCACAACUCUCUCUCACCCCUCCCACCCGUUCCAAUCCACUUCCUCAUCUCACCCAUCCCACCCGUUCCAAUCCAACUUCUCUCUCACCCCUCCCACCCGUUCCAAUCCAACUUCUCUCUCACCCCUCCCACCCUUUCUCAAUCCAACUUCUCUCUCACGCCUCCCACCCGUUCCAAUCCACUUCUCUCUCACCCCCUUCCCACCCGUUCCAAUCCACUUCUCUCUCACCCUCCCACCCGUUUCCAAUCCAACUUCUCUCUCACCCUCCCACCCGUUCCAAUCCAAACUUCUCUCUCACCCUCCCACCCGUUUCCAAUCCAACUUCUCUCUCACCCCUCCCACCCGUUCCAAUCCAACUUCUCUCUCACCCCUCCCACCCGUUCCAAUCCAACUUCUCUCUCACCCCUCCCACACCGUUCCAAUCCAACUUCUCUCUCACUCCCUCCCACCCGUUCCAAUCCAACUUCUCUCUCACCCCUACCACCCGUUCCAACCACUUCUCUCUCCCCCUCCCACCCGUUCAAUCCAACUUCUCUCUCACCCCUCCCACCCGUUCCAAUCCAACUUCUCUCUCACCCCUCCCACCCGUUCCAAUCCAACUUCUCUCCUCACCCCCCCCUCCCCCCGUUCCAAUCCAACUUCUCUCUCACCCCUCCACCGUUUCCAAUCCAACGUCUCUCUCACCCCUCCCACCCGUUCCAAUCCACUUUCUCUCACCCCUCCCACCCGUUCCAAUCCAACUUCUCUCUCACCCCUCCCACCCGUUCCAAUCCAACUUCUCUCUCACCCCUCCCACCCGUUCCAAUCAACUUCUCUCUCACCCCCCCACCCGUUCCAAUCCCAACUUCUCUCUCACCCCUCCCACCCGUUCCAAUCCAUUCUCUCUCACCCCCCAACCCGUUCCAAUCCAACUUCUCUCUCACCCCUCCCACCCGUUCCAAUCCAACUUCUCUCUCACCCCUCCCACCCGUUCCAAUCCAACUUCUCUCUCACCCCUCCCACCCGUUCCAAUCCAACUUCUCUCUCACCCCUCCCACCCGUUCCAAUCCAACUUCUCUCUCACCCCUCCACCCGUUCCAUCCAACUUCUCUCUCACCCCUCCCACCACGUUCCAUCCAACUUCUCUCUCACCCCUUCCCACCGUUCAAUCCAACUUCUCUCUCACCCCUCCCACCCGUUCCAAUCCAACUUCUCUCUCACCCCCCACCCGUUCCAAUCCAACUUCUCUCUCACCCCUCCCACCCGUUCCAAUCCAACUUCUCUCUCACCCCUCCCCACCCGUUCCAUCCAACUUCUCUCUCACCCCUCCCCCCGUUCCAAUCCAACUUCUCUCUCACCCCUCCCACCCGUUCCAUCAACUUCUCUCUCACCCCCUCCCACCCGUUUCAAUCCAACUCUCUCUCACCCCUCCCUCCCGUUCCAAUCCACUUCUCUCUCACGCCCCUCCCACCCGUUUCCAAUCCACUUCUCUCUCACGCCCUCCCACCCGUUCCAUCCAACUUUCUCUCUCACCCCUCCCACCCGUUCAAUCCACUUCUCUCUCACCCUCCCACCCGUUCCAAUCCAGCUUCUCUCUCACCCCUCCCACUUUUUCCUCUGCAUCAGCUCGUGCUGCUCUACCCGCUGCUCUUCAUUCUCCAGCUCGUGCUGCUCUACCCACUGCUCUUCAUUCUCCAGCUCGUGCUGCUCUACCCACUGCUCUUCAUUCUCCAGGUGAGCCCCCCUUUCUCUCGCUCUCUCUCUUUUACCUCUGCAUCAGCUCGUGCUGCUCUACCCACUGCUCUUCAUUCUCCAGCUCGUGCUGCUCUACCCACUGCUCUUCAUUCUCCAGCUCGUGCUGCUCUACCCGCUGCUCUUCAUUCUCCAGGUGAGCCGCUUUGCAUUUGUUCCUCACACUCUCAUUCUUUUUCUUUGAAGGGCUGCCUCUGCGUGCGCCUCUCAACCGCACCUUACCGCAUUGCAAUCCCUCCCACGUGCCUCUCUCCCUCCCGCUCUCUCAUUCGUCCUCUGCAGUUCUUCCAGCUCUAUAUCGGGGUGCGCCUGCUCCGCACAUCACUCUACGAAAUGUUCGAGUGGCAGCUUUUUGCAUGUGGCAUUCUCCUUAUAGUUAUGGCAGUUGGUAACUUCACCAACACUGUAGCUACUGUGGCCACUAAGCUUACCAUCAAAGCCAAGAUGCGCAAGAAGGGCGGAGGAUCCAAGUCCCAAGAUUCCAACAAGGCGUCUGCAUCUCCUCACAAAGCAGACUAA
Closterium sp. Naga37s-1 is the source of this 10065-nucleotide messenger RNA. NCBI's taxonomy places the organism in Eukaryota, Viridiplantae, Streptophyta, Zygnematophyceae, Desmidiales, Closteriaceae. The record is from the annotation of a GenBank genome assembly.